Molecule: messenger RNA, 1781 nt
Organism: Pyricularia oryzae 70-15
Lineage: Eukaryota; Fungi; Ascomycota; Sordariomycetes; Magnaporthales; Pyriculariaceae
Product: phosphoglycerate mutase
Exons: 6
Coding region: 412-1179 (255 amino acids)
Biological process (GO): ribose phosphate biosynthetic process
Molecular function (GO): sedoheptulose-bisphosphatase activity
Source: RefSeq, a predicted model, not a curated record
UUUUUUUUUUUUUUUUUUUUUUACUGCAGCAUUGACUAAGAGCGCAGAUCGUUCAAUCUAUGACAAGAUUUCACAAAACGAUUCUGAACUUUUUUUUUCUUCUUGCCCGCUUGGACCGUAAACAAUAAAGCAAAUCAGUUUCGCCAAGUUUUUUUUUCUGUACCGAGAGGGGCAAAGCUAUAUUUGUUCAAGAAAGCCUUGUCAAUAAUUCCGCUUUCAUUUGCUUUGGCUCGCUCCCGUUGCCGACUCUUCCAUUCCCUGUCCUUUAUCGACAUUUUAUUUGAUCAAACAACGCCUUGACAGUUAUCAGAUCCAAUUUUUGAUUGGACUGCACGGCCAAAUUUAGAACUGGUUGGUUAUUGAUCAAAAUUCGAGCAUCGAGAGGCUAGAUAUAAGACGAUACGGUUAAGGAUGUCAACGCCUCGUGUCUUCAUUGUCCGCCACGGCGAGACCGAGUGGUCCCUCGACGGCCGCCACACUGGCUCCACGGAUAUUCCCCUGACGGCCAAUGGCGAGAAGCGCGUGAGGGCUACCGGCCGGGCCAUGGUCGGAAAUGACCGCCUGAUCGUGCCCAGAAAGCUCGCACACAUAUACGUAUCUCCUCGUAAGCGCGCCCAGCGCACCUUUGAGCUGCUCAACCUUGGCCUCAAGGACCCUCUCCCAUGGGAACCUCAUGGCGACCUGGAGAAGGAUCCUCGUGACUGCGACACGGCCAAGAUCGAGGUCACCGAGGACAUCCGCGAGUGGGACUAUGGUGAGUACGAGGGCAUCACCAGCCCAGAGAUCAGGGAGAUCCGUAAGAAGCAGGGCAUAGAGGGGAGGUGGGAUAUCUGGAGGGAUGGAUGUCCUGGUGGAGAAAGCCCUGAGGACAUAACCGCCCGGCUUGAUCGCCUCAUAGCCGACAUCCGUAACAAGUUCCACGCGCCGGUGAUGGAAAAGGGAGCAACGGACCCCAAGGAGCCCCAGCCAGCCAGCGACGUGCUCGUCGUGGCGCAUGGUCAUAUCCUCCGGGCUUUCGCCAUGCGCUGGGCCGGCAAGAGUCUCCAGGAUGGGCCGACUUUCAUCCUGGAGGCUGGCGGUGUAGGCAGUCUUAGCUAUGAACACCACAACGUAGCCGAGCCUGCCAUCCUGCUUGGCGGUGCCUUUGUGAUUGACGUUCCCGAAGCGUCCAAGGACUGAAGGGGGUUCUUGAUUACAAGUUUGGACUGGAGGGGGUGUGUGGGCGGUAAACCACAGGUCACAGUUCGUCGAUUUUCGACCAGCCUGAUUCCAGCCGUGGCGCAUAUCUUUGCUCUCCAAAUGGUUGUUUGAUGCGGUCAGACUUUGGGAUCAUAUUCUAUAAACAAAUCAUCCGAGAGGCUGUGCCACGAUGGUGCAUGAGCAUCGGCAACUCGACCUUGGUUGGAUAACAGUCUAAAACAACCUAAGGUCUCGAUACUUUGUGAGACUUUUGCACUGAAAGGAGAUCCAUAUAUGGUAAACCACUAUUUCUGGUCCCCCGCCCUACACCGCUCAUAGAGAGGCAGCGGCCUUCUUGGUCCCCCUAGCGAAAAAGAUGACCGGCUUGACCGUGGAGGAGGCCGGCAUCUCCACACUAUCGACCAGCUCAAAGGCAAAGUCGUCUCCAGCUCCCGCCUGUUCAAACAUAUCCCUGACCUGCUCCGGGGAGAAGCCGUUGUGCGCAAUGGUGGGCGUCGCGUCAAAGACCUCUCCCAUUCCCGCUCCUUCCUGCUGCUGCUUCUCGUGCCCAUGCCCGUGGCCAUCGUGACUGUGCCCGUGAC